This is a messenger RNA of Linum trigynum, 6582 nucleotides long. The record is from the annotation of a GenBank genome assembly. NCBI's taxonomy places the organism in Eukaryota, Viridiplantae, Streptophyta, Magnoliopsida, Malpighiales, Linaceae.
AGAUAACGGGGAUCACCCCCUCCCUUCGUCACAAUUUUCACGCCUCUCGAAAAAAAUCGAAUGAGAGAGUCCAAAUCUUCCCCUACAACCCCAUUUCAUCUUCUUCUAUCGUUCAAAACACUAGAUUUGAUAUCUUAUAUUUCAAGUCAGGUAGUUGUAUGUAGCUAUGGCGGCAGUGGAAGACAAUCGAUGAAUUGAUUUAACUUACCCACCCAAGAGGACAAACCGUAGUAGGUAUUCACAAAUCACAAUAUCCUUUCUUAUAUUGUUUUCCCCAAACACAAAAAAAAAAAAAAAAAUGUCAAGACAAGUCUGUCUGUCACUAGUCGUUGCUCCUACCGUCCUCUUUUUUUUUUCCCUUCUUUUUUCUCUCCUCCUCUUGCAGCCUUUGGAAGGUUGGAUUCUUCUUCCUUUCUUCCCCUUUUUACACGCUUUGAUUCAAAACACUAUUAAUUAAUCAGUUAAUGACAACUCCUUAUCUUAAUCUCUCUCUGUGUCUCAAAUAAAUCCCAAAAUUUCCUGUAAGCUAAUCAAUUAGCCAUCAUCAUCACACGUAUACAGACAAAAUCCCAACCUUUACUUAUUACACCCUCCACCGAAACCAAACAGAAAUGCAAAGUCAAAACAGCACAAAAAAAGAAGCAUAAGAAAGGAGAGAACAGUUGUAAUCAAUUAAGGCCAUUAGCAACAGCAAGCAUUGAUUUUGGUGUGUACCUAAAUGAAAAAACGAAGCACACUGACAAACGCCUUUCUUUCCCCCCAAUUAUUUUUAGUUGCUUAUCGUGGCGUUGUCUGCUUCUCAAUGGCCAAUACACUGUUCUUGAAGCGUGGGGAGAUUAGGGGGGAAAAUUCAAUAAAUUUUUCUGAAAUUAAACUUUGAGUAUUGAGCCCGGGAUUAAUAACUUACAAUCUUACGAUUUUACAAUGUUUGUUUAUCAAUUGAUUACAUGUUUUAUAAUUGGGGCGAAACUAAUUACGUGUUAUGAUUUGAAAUCUAGUAAUCUCCUAAAUGUAUUCUUUAUUUUAAUGCAUUAUUGAUUGUCCAUUUCGUUAUAACACCCACUUUAAAUUACAUGUACCUCCGUCGAUGUAGUCUCCAUCGGUAUUUUUUUAUUAUUUCAUGUUAGGAAUGAUAAAAAAAAUCUAUAAUUAUGGAUACCCUUCCAAAAUCGAUCUGAUUGGGUAGGCAAAACAAGAAUUAAAAUACAAUACCUGAUAGUAUGGGUAACAUCUUACAUAAAUAUCAAGAGUAAUGAGUGGUAUUAUUUUUCCGCUAUCCAACUCGAACUCAUCCAAUUACAAAUUCAUAUGCGAUAUUAAUAUUUAGUAUAAAUCAUUAAUUUUUAUUUUAACAUGGUUGAUAUUCAUAGUAUAUCUGUAGCAUCCAAUGAACUAGUAUUCCUUUUUUUUAAUAUUUCUCUUAGUAUUGGUGAUUAUUAUCAAUCACUUUUGUUAUGGUAAUAAUAUACUUCUGAAUAGUAACAUACAUAAUACUUGAGAAGAUAAAGGCAAAACAUUAUCUAUGAAUAUCCAUGAAUAUCUAAAUCAGUAAAACCAAAUCUGAAUAUGAGCACAAUUCUCAUUUAUUAUCCAAAUCUUACAUGAAUACAGCAUGUAUAAACAAAACUCAAACUAAUUAGCAUAAGUCAUAAGACAAUGCAUAAUCACUAUUCAUUCCUAAUCCGACCCGUUGCAUCCUCAUUUUCAGUUGAAAUUAAAGCGAAUAUUAGCAGUUUUUCUUUUUUCCAAAAGCAUUGAAGAAUGACCGUUGAAUUCCACUUUGGUAUCAAUCUGUGAUUUCAAUGCGCACCACAACAGCUCCCAUUAUUCAAAGAAACAAAAAUAAAUAAAUUAAAAAAAAGGGGGAAAAAAAACUCCAGCUGAGCUGAGCCUCGGCCUUCCUCUCCAGCCCCUAAUAAUAAUAGUUUCAAGGUGGGGAGUAAAUGAUGGCGGUGGUGGUUGUUGUUGAUUAUCAAUCGCUUUGGUCGUCUCCCUCUCAUUCAUCUUCUUCCUCCAUAGCUCCUCCUUCUCCCUUCUCUCUCUCCCAAACAAUUCGCCAUUGAAAGUCCUACCUACUCCCUCUGCUACCAAAAGCAAAGCUUCCUCCGUUGCUUCCAACGUCGCGUCAACGGCAGCUGGAUUCAUCCUCCGGCCACAGAAGAAUCAAUUUCUUCCGACAUGCAGCAUCCGCUGUGAACAGAAGUUCUUCCGGCGUCAGUUUCUUCGUCGGCCGUCGUCCGUCGAUCUCAAGCUUGAGGACUGGAAAUUGUCGAAACUACUCGAUCUCCGGCGGUGACUUCGAUGAGGAGGAAGGAGGAGCAGAGUCAACCAGCAAGCGGACGAGGUCUUGGAAUUUGAAUUCGCGCUUGUAGAUAUGAGAAUUCGCUGAUUAUUUUUGGCGGUCUCCAAUAAAAUCCCUAGCUAAGCUGAUUUCUCUCGAAAAUCCCCAAUUUUCUAAUUUCCUAUUAGCCCAGACAAAAUCUACCUUUCUUCCCCAAUUUUCGGUCCCCGAAUUCUCCUCCCCCGGAAUCGGAAUCGGAUCUCUCUGUAUACAGUUUCCUUCGCCGGAGAAUCGGCCACCGUCGGUAUCCCCCGUCAUCUGGGGGAAGUAAACGUCAGGCCAGGCUCUUCUGAUCUGGUAUCUACUGUUACAGCAAUCGGGCAUCGUCAACGGCGGAGCGGGAUGAACUGUAAGCAGCACCCCUGCGACCUCAGCGGCAGCGUGGGUGUCUGCGCUUCCUGUCUCCGGCAACGGCUUCUGGCUCUGAUUGCAGCUCAGUCAAAGCUCCACCACCACCACCAAUCUACUUCAUCCCCUUGCCACCUCCCCCGCUCCCAUUCCCGGCCUCCAGUUGCAGCCUCUUCUACUUCUGAUCAACUCCCUCGCAAAUCCGAUUCCUCCCAACACCCGCUCGUUUUCCCCCGCUCCGUCUCUCCCUACGUCGCCCGUCGCAAAUCCCACGACCACCGUGGCGGCGGCGACGACCUAGACUCCUGGUCACACCACCACCAACACCUCCGCUUCCACACCACUCCACAGCUCGGCCCCACAUACUCCUCAGCGUCCACGUCUUCCUGCCAGAGGAAGUACGCCAAGCUGUCUCUCUUCGCGAAUCUCUUCCGUUCCAGAUCCGACAAACUGCGGAAUCCAGAUCUCGACACCGCUGCUGCAGCGGAUUCAGCUCAACCUUCUGGCUCUUCUUCUUCUUCGUCUUCCUGGUUUUCUUCGAUCCUAUCCGGUCGACGGAAGAAGCAAUCUGCUGUGGAAUCCCUUCCUCUCCCGCCUCCUCGGAGGAGACACCGGGGAAUGUCUCCCGCAGAUCGCGAGUUGCCCCAGGAAUGCGAUCCGACUCCUCCAGGCGGCGAUGUGUGGGAAUUGAAGAGAACGCCGACGUCGGUGAGACGCGGGAAGGCGAAGGGCGGUAACAAUGGUGGCAAUAGUAAUGCGACCGGGGCUGCAGCAGGGUUUGCUUUCUGCUUGAGUCCUUUGGUGAGGGCCAGCCCCAAUCGGCACUGGAACCAGAAGGCGGGGAGCCUUGCGCCGGACCUUGGUGAGGUGCGGGUGGCGGUGAAGCCGAAUCUCUCCAUGGCUGCGUCAUAUUGCGCGAAUCGGUCUCGGAAGCUGGCGGACUUCGGGCGGGCGAUGAAUCACACCCGCUGAGUAGGCCUCUGAAGGAAGGGGUGGCAAGGAUGGCCGUCGACAGGGACCUGGUGCUGGUGCUGGUAUGGCUUCAGCGAGGUUGGUUGAAUCUUUAGCUUAUUAGAAACUCUCCAUUGGGUUGCUUGGAUUCUAGCGUACAAACUGAAGGAGAGGAAUGGCUGGAACUGGCAGAAGCUUCAGGGGAAAAAUGCAUCCUUAGUUGUGUUUCUGCAACUCUUUGGUUGCUUUACGGAUCAUGCUCCAUAGACCGGCUGGGAUGAGGAGCUUCAUGAGCAGAUUGUCUGAUGUCGACAGUGCUGGAAGUUGAUAAGCCAUAUUUAUUGGGAAAGAUGUAGCAGAGUGUUUGCAGGUUCCAAGUGUUCCGAGUUGCAAAUGGUGAAUCUUAUUAAUGCUGGUCCUGUGGCAGUCCUAGCAGAUCAUGGGUUACAAAGAUUCUGGGCUUCUUAGCUUCUGGUUUUCUUUGUUGUUUAUCAACUAGAGGCUCUAUUAGUGGUGUUUGAUAGUUUUUACUGGUCUAUAGGUGCUGGAGUAUAAGGGUAUAGUCACAGAAUUGACAUUAAUGUAAAGCUUAUCGCCAUUUGAAUCUCUGUACUGCUUGUUUAUGAAAUACAACAACACGAUUCAUUACAAAAAAAAAUACUCUUUUGUUUGGAAUCUGUUAUCUAGAUAUGGUGUCUGACCUCUACGGCUGGGUUUUGUUAAUUCACCAAAUAUCAUUGGUGUGUCUCAUUACUAGGUACGUAGUGAUGGUACUUGGGCAGAAAUCAAGUUCAGCGCCAUCAUCUACUCCAGUAGAUCAGGUUGAAAAUCUUGAUCCCAGUUCUGUUGCCUCAUUCGCAAAGCCAGCCUAACCAGCUUCUGCCAUUGAGAAGACCUAUGCAGUGCCUCAAAACAAAGAUGAUUGGAAAAGACAAGCUUCAGAUGAUGCUUCUUUGUAAGCAUCUGAUACGAAAGGUUGGUUGUCUCUUUGAUCAUAGUUAAAAUACAUUUAACUUGCAUAUGUAUUUGACGCUAAUGUCUGCGUGUGAUUGUCACUCUGUUACUUGUUAAUUUGAACUAUCCAAGUUUUUGCUGCUUUUCAGGCUUUUAUAUCCAACCAGGCAAACCUCCUGGACACGAUCUAAUGGAUUUAAAUUUCAACAAGGCACUGGAUCAUCUCUUUGGCUGAAAACUUGCAGAAACAAGGUUGAAGCUAUUUGCAAGACUAGAGAACAGGUCUUCUGAAAUCUGAUAUGGCUGGCCAUGCCAUUCUCAUGGCCAGAGAGGUACAAUCGGAUAGUUGACCCUAUAUAUCUAGUAUGCAGAACGAAAUUCAUCAUCAUUCAGAGUUUCAGAUGGUAGUCGGUGGAACAGACCAAGCUGGAACCUUACAAAACUUUAUAUCUGCGGAAGGUUGAUGAAUAAUAAAUUUAAGCAGGACUUCGAUGAUUCUCUUAUUCCGUCGGACUAUUGAAAUCAUGUGGAAUUGGAUCUUUUCAUGAGGCUUCUCUUUCACAGGUGCAGCUAUUUAGCUAUUUUGCCUCGUUAUGCUGAGUAGCUCAUACUUUGUGACUUACGUUUCAAGGUUCUAGUUGCUGGUAUCUUUUUAGAGAAGCCCAAUCCCGAUAAUGGGACCAUUUGGGACUGUAUGUUUGGUGAAUUGUAAUGCAAUUUUGAUAGAAGUUUUUAUUUGAAAUCUCUGCUGCAGUUUUGAAUUGUAAUGCCAUUAGAUGUCAUGCCCCUUGUACUAGGGAAUGUGCCAUUUUAUGUCAUUUAGCGGUCUAGUUGCUAUGUUGUUAUCUCUCAAUCUAGAAAGGAAGUGGCUGAAUUGCUCUGUGCAGAGAUGCAAUGCUUGAAAGCUGAGGAGCGACAUAGCUUCUGAUAGAAGUAAUAGCCGAAAAUAGCAGGAUUCGGGGUAUUGAGAAAUGGAAGAUCACCAAAGUCGAAUGCCUAGAUACUAGAUAUAUGUUGAUUCAAAGUUUGAUGACAGACAAACUCUGUGAGUGGCUGCUGUGUAAUGCUCGUGAAAGGAAGUAAAGGUGCAUAUAUUUUUAGAUGAUGAAGGCCAAGGGGUUCUCCACUUGGCUAGUUCUGAGCAGUAGACAUUGUUGUUGAGGCUAGUGGCAAUCCUAAUUUCAGAGAUGCACAAGGAAGGUGAGUUGCUAUUCCUGGGCUCUUCUGCUGCCUACCUGCUUGCCUGAAUUAUUAUUGCUUGUCUGGAUCGUGCUCUCUAAGCAUUCUCUGUCGUUUAUUUGAUGACUGGUUGGUUCCGACUUGGUAAUUAUGGUGUCAUGUGUAUAUGAUAGGCUCAUAUGAGAGGGCAUCAGAUUCGGAGGCUGAAUGACGUUGGACUGCGAGGAUUUCAUGUCAAAGAGAUGAAUGAGUACGAGUUCUUGAUCACAGGUCGUCAACAGAAAUCUGCAGUACUUGGAAAGGCAGUGGCUAGAGUGACGUCGAUGGUUCGUCGCCCUGAGGCUCGUGACCAGUACCUGAGGCUAGUUACAAAACUGGAGACUCUCCAGGUAAUAGACCGAACUACUGUUGCCAUCCCCUCUAUUGCCGCCAUUUGAAGCGUUAUUGUAGUAGACAGUGAAUGCUCGAUCUACCGAGAGCUGAUUCAUUUGAUGAUUGAAACGGGUGAGGGAUGUCAGCUACAGCUAGAAGUAACAGAGAAGGGUGCCUGAUACAGUGAUACCGUGAGUAAGUUUGGAGACAACCGCUAGCCACCUAACAGUAGUAGCUGGUGAAUAGUUUUUGCUUAGAGUUGUCUUUUAAAGGUUAGGCUUCCUAUCAUUGCUUAAGGUUAGUUGUACGUUGUUAAGUUUGGAGACAACUGCUAACCACCUAACAAAUCCAUACAAUACAAGUUUGGGUGGAUAUGAGUCUAUCUUUUGAUAGUUCCUAAAAUUUGAGUGGGUGGGAAAUGAAUUUGGACAAGGUUC